AUGUUCGAGCCGGGAAGAGAAACUCGUCUGAAAUCGAGGAUUUGGCAGGUGUCCGACGACGGCCACGACGACGGCGGCGGCGGCAGCGCUAUCUUCGUUGCUUGCGUUGCGGAUAGAGACGAGCGCUGGCACUCGCGCCGCGGAAUGGUCACGGCUGCGUGGGUUCACCCUAUCUGUGACAGGUACGGUCUCUUGCCACGAAAGGGUUCGGAUCGUUUGGGUGAAGAGAGACGGGAACGUUCAGAUUUCGAACCACGAAACGGUGGUCUCCUACUCGUGGGAUCUGAUUCGCACUCAACGGUCGCCGGUGAGGCGACCGACGGAUUGGAGAGAAGCCGGGUUUGA
This is a messenger RNA of Colletotrichum aenigma, 345 nucleotides long. RefSeq lists its product as uncharacterized. The coding region runs from base 1 to 345 and encodes 114 amino acids. The transcript has a single exon. Lineage: Eukaryota; Fungi; Ascomycota; Sordariomycetes; Glomerellales; Glomerellaceae. The record is from RefSeq and is a predicted model, not a curated record.